This is a messenger RNA of Cryptotermes secundus, 1354 nucleotides long. RefSeq lists its product as uncharacterized. The record is from RefSeq and is a predicted model, not a curated record. NCBI's taxonomy places the organism in Eukaryota, Metazoa, Arthropoda, Insecta, Blattodea, Kalotermitidae. The coding region runs from base 4 to 1104 and encodes 366 amino acids. Gene Ontology annotation, cellular component: guanyl-nucleotide exchange factor complex. The transcript is spliced from 5 exons.
GUUAUGAGUGACGAUGUGGAAGAAGCACUCAGUGAUUCAGAGUACCUUGAAUUACUAAACAAACUGGCUCAUCUUCCUGACCUGUCAGUCAGUAAAACACCAUCCCAGCAUGGAUACACCAUCAGUAGUCAUAAUAUUCAGGAUAAUGUGAUCGUUCUGGAAGCUGGCAUUAUGUCAGGUGGCAACGAGGUGGCUAGCAGUUACCAUUCAGUGCCUGAAUCACUCAGUGAAAUACUAGCUGGAGUGAGAAUAUCAGAAGAUGAUGUUGACAAUGAGGUGAACAAGGCAGAGGAAGUGUUGCCAGAUCUUGAUUUGAAUGAUCUGGAUAUUAGUAGUAAUGAAAAUUCAAGCAAUGAUAGCUUCUUGGAUAUCUCCGAGGCAAGCAGCUUGAAUGAUGACAACUGGAGUGCUACCUAUCCAGAGCAGGCAGUAGACAAGAAGUCUCACUGCCUGUGGAACUGUCAGAAAUCAGGUUCAGGGAUAUUGAAGUUCUUCCAGACAUAUGAAAAAGUUGCCCACCAUUUGCUCUACUCAGUGUUGAUUGGUCGAACAGUUGUGCUAGUGGGAAGUGACAGCUCUGAACCCAAAGUGGCAAGCAUUAUGAAUGUCCUGUCACCUUAUAUACCAGUGAUGCCAGGACAAGAAGUCCAACUUCUGAGGUGGCACUGUGGUAUCCUGGUGCCAUCGCACAUUUCCUCCUAUCAUAUGAUUGGGGUCUGCGUUCCAGAGAGGCUUUCAGUACAUGACAUGAUCAGUUCCAAGGAUAAGAACUCUGUCACUAUUUUGGAUGUCUCCAACAAGCAGCUGUUUGGACCAGCAUAUUCAGGUCAACUCUUAGGGUCACUGGAGCACUCGGCAAAACACAUGCCAAGUGACCAGAGUCUCUUGUUAUUCCUGCAGACAAUUGCAGCAGCACUGAAUGAGAAACUGUUCAUGUACCUUAUGUUAGUGAAAAUGAAACCAGUAUCAGAGAAAGUUCACUCACGACAAUCCCCUGGAAGUGAUAUUUUAAGAGACCUUGGACUGGAUGGCUGUGAUGCUGAGAUUGUGAGGAAUCUCAGUAGAGUUGGAUCCAUAAGUUGGAACUCUGUGCAGCAUGCUUAAGCUAUUUGUUUGCAUUUCAAAUAUGGGUAUGCCACAAUUUAUAUAUCAUCAUAUAUCAUCAGAGCCCUACUCUGAUUUGUUUUGGAGGCUGGACAUGUUGAUCUGCCAUGUGAAGGCUUGUGCACGUGUAUAUCAGCAGUAGUAUAUAGAGAUUAAAUUCAUUAAACCCAGACUGAAAGCGGCCUCCGUAGUCUAGGGGUAACGUUCCCACCUCAUGACCCAAGGUACGCGGGUUCAAACCCUGCGGAGG